GGGCUGGAGCCGAGCGAGGAGCGGCUGAGCAGCUCCCGCCCCACCGCGGCGGUGGCGGCAGGAGAGAGGAGGCAGCGCGGCUCGGGAGCGCCGAGCGGCCGCGCUGUGCGCGGGGCGGGCUCGGGCGGCCCGCGGUCGGAAGCGGCUUUGCGCCCACGGGGGCCUCGGUGCCGCUGCGGCGGCGGGACGGGGCCGUUCAGACACGCCCAAGCGGCAGAACCGCGCUGUCAUUCGGUGGCAGAGGCGGCGGCCGAAGGCCGUGCCCGCCGAGCGCCCUGCGCUGUCUGCCCUCAGAAGUUGCGGAGCCGGCCUGCGCUCACCCCGCUCGGGGGAUAGCAGCGAGCGGCGGCAGGGACGGGGCUGUGGCCCUCCGUGAGCCGUACACGGCCCCCCGAGAUGCACCGCCCGACGUGCUGAGUGGUGCUAGAAUUGCGGCUGGAGUGUGGAGGGUACCCUCCACCGACAGCGAUUUACCAGGGGUUUAGAGAUGAGGCAUAUAAUUCCUUGUCAGUAGUCAUGUUGGAGACUAAUGGGAUUGCUCAUCCAGCUAACUAUGUCUUUAAAUUCAUCUACACUUUUAAAUGAAGAAAACGCUCAAGAAGCAAAAAGAAAUACUGAGUGUUUGGAAAGCCUACUGCAGACUCCAUCAUUGAUUCAAGAUAGUCCACUCCAACAAUUACAGUUAGCAUCCCAGGAAGUACUGGAAAAGGCAAAAAAGAGUGGGAGAUCAAAAUGCCCCCGAUGCAAUAGUUCAAGGAUGUUUUAUUGUUAUACAUGCUUUGUUCCUGUUGAAACUGUCCCUACCAAAGAAAUUCCAACUGUGAAGUUGCCUUUGAAGAUUGACAUUAUUAAACACCCAAACGAAACCGACGGCAAAAGCACUGCUGUGCAUGCCAAACUCCUGGCACCUGAUGAUGUUACAAUUUACAAAUACCCUUGCAUUCCAGAGUAUGAAGAGAAGAGGCACGAAGUAGCACUUAUAUUUCCUGGCCCCAACUCAGUUUCAGUAAAAGAUAUUGCUUUCCAUCUCCAAAAGUACACCAAGAAAGGUGUCUGUUCUAGUGACGAUGGCUGUUCCAGAGAGCCCCUUCUUAAACAAGCAAAAAUAGAACAUGAAGAAGAAAAAAAUCCAAAUGAAUGCAUCUUAAGCAGCAGGAGUGAAGGCACUAGACUGAAGAAAAUAAUAUUUAUUGACAGUACCUGGAAUCAAACUAACAAGAUAAUAACUGAUGAACGACUUCAAGGGUUACUGCAAAUUGAGUUGAAGACAAGGAAAACUUGCUUUUGGCGUCAUCAGAAGGGAAAACCAGAUACAUACCUUUCCACAAUAGAAGCAAUUUAUUAUUUCCUUGUGGACUAUCAUCAGGAGAUUUUGAAAGAGAGCUACAAAGGACAAUAUGAUAAUCUGCUUUUUUUCUUUUCAUUUAUGUAUACAUUGAUUAAAGAUGCCAAGUGUUGUGCAGGAAAAGAGUAAGCUGUCUGUCAGUACAUGACACUACUUUUUUUUCUAAUAAUAAAUGGCACAAACAUAACUAGGAUUUUUUUUUUUUUUGCAAAUAGACUGUACUCUAGAUAAUGUCCAGAAGUGAGCUGCAGACCUCCUCCUGCACGCUUGAGGUUGUAGAACUACUCACAUGAGCAGUCUGAUUAGAGUUACUUAUUUGAAAACAGUUACAUUUUGCUGUACUUCAACCUACGGGCCUGAUGUGCUCACUGUGAUGAGCACAUUUCCUGAAAUGGGAGUGGAGGACUUACCUCUCUUGCCAUUAGGAGUGAUCUCUUUUAACUGUAAGCAGGAAUUAGCAUGCUGGCUUUUCAUUGUUACUAAUACUUAUGGCAGAUGUUUUCUUUGUGGUUUACACAGCAAUACUGAUUUUGCCUUCGUGGCAUCAAAGGCUUACUGAAUGAGCAGAUAGUGUUCAGUUGCUCAGGAGAGAGUGGCAGCAAUAGAGAAUGAAAGAACACAUUAAUUGAAUAUGAAUUAUAUACUUUCAAGAUUAAUUCUGGGAAAUUCUUCUAGUAAUAAAAAAGUGGUCUCUUUAAACACUGUUAUACAAUGAAUGAUUUCUCUAGUACUAUUCAUGUACUCUUAUAUUAGGAUUAUUCUCAACUUCUUGGGUAAUUUUAGACUUCUUCAAACAAAUUUAGUUAAGUGUUUAUUACUGUUAUAUAUUAUCAUUAUUUGGGGGAGCACUAACCUAACAAAUAUCACUGUGGUAUAUUGUAGGCACCACAAAUAUUGGUUCUGACCACAAUAUUUCUGAGGCUUCCUUAAACUAAGCAGGCUGUGAAUCUGCUCUGUUUUUCCUUUUGCAGUAAUGGGCCAGAUUAGAACAUCUAAGUAAGACUUUGUGCUGAUGGGAGUUUUGUCAUAGGUGUAGUGCUGCUGUCAGAGUCAUCACGUGUGAAUGCAGUUUUGCCAAGCUACACCAGUACAGCCAGUGCUGGCAGAAAUAACAGACCUGAGCUUCAGAGCAGAGUUAUAUGAAUAUAUUUUAGAUCAUACAUUGAUAAUUAUAUUCCUAAAGUAGAAAAAAAUGUUUUAUUAGAGGUACAAUAUAAGAUGGAUAAAUAUUUCUGAAUAUUCUUAGAAAUGUGUUACUUAAGACAAAAUACGUCUUGUCAAAGUGACAGACUGAAAAAUUACAAUAGAUUAUUUUUUAAACAAAACAUCCAAGCUUUUGUUGUCACUUGUAGCAUACUCUCAAGGAGGACACUCACACACCCUGGUGAACAUAGAAAUAGUGUCUUGGAAAAUACUUAAGAAAAUGUUUUUAUACUUACACAGCAGUCCAUACAGGCUCAAAUAGCUGGUUUGUACUGCAUUUUUAAUGCUUCAAGAUAGUGAAAUCUUAAUAUUGCUUCAAACACAAGAUACAAAUACGCUCUCUACAUCAUACCUCAUAUUGGUGUGCUUAUCUGCACAAGUGCAUAUAAAAAUGCAUUUCAGUGGACAACAAAAACAUAUCCCCAUUUGCAGAACAAAAUGCUGGUUAUGUUAUGAAAUUAUGAAAUGUUCAUGAACUAUAACAGCACCACAGGAAACACAGGCUUGAAGUCAGAAUGCGAAAGAUAAUUUUUAUAUCUACCUAUAUACUGAGUUCACGUGCCAAGCAAUGAGAAAAAUCAGCAGUCAUGUCUCAGUGCUAUUGAAACAACACUGCCUAUUCAUUUGGUUCUUAUUGCUAUUGAAAAGUUAUUUUGGCUUUUUUAAAUGAUUAAUGUUAUUCCCUUUGGUAUGAAUUUUGAUAGUCUUUUGACAUUUCAAUCUGUUCUUGUAUUUCUUAAACAAAGAUUGUUGUAUUUUUUUUUUUAAAUCACACAAGUAUAAUAGCUUGAGAAGGAAAC
Messenger RNA from Pyrgilauda ruficollis (rufous-necked snowfinch), 3348 nucleotides. RefSeq names its product DTW domain containing 1 (gene DTWD1). Gene Ontology annotation, molecular function: tRNA-uridine aminocarboxypropyltransferase activity. Gene Ontology annotation, cellular component: nucleus. The record is from RefSeq and is a predicted model, not a curated record. Gene Ontology annotation, biological process: tRNA modification. The transcript has 6 exons. Bases 530 to 1474 code for a protein of 314 amino acids. NCBI's taxonomy places the organism in Eukaryota, Metazoa, Chordata, Aves, Passeriformes, Passeridae.